Messenger RNA from Abrus precatorius (Indian licorice), 613 nucleotides. RefSeq names its product auxin-responsive protein SAUR32. NCBI's taxonomy places the organism in Eukaryota, Viridiplantae, Streptophyta, Magnoliopsida, Fabales, Fabaceae. Gene Ontology annotation, biological process: response to auxin. Bases 134 to 502 code for a protein of 122 amino acids. The record is from RefSeq and is a predicted model, not a curated record. The transcript has a single exon.
CCUUUCUCACUCGUUUUCUUAUAACCCUCAACAAUUUAUCUCCAUAACCUAUUAUUCUCAACAAUACUUAAAGUUUGGUACACUGUUUCCUUUUCCCUUUAGCUCUCUUGGGUUCGUUUCUUUUAAAUUAAAAAUGGGGAUUCUUGGUGACCAUCAUCAUAAUCAUAACCAUAAUAAGCACCACAUGAGCUUUCAUCUGCACAUACCUCACCUCCACUUUCAUCACCACCAUGAGAAGAAGGAUCCGAAGGACAUCCCAAAAGGGUGUUUAGCAAUCUUGGUUGGCCAAGGAGAGGAGCAACAAAGGUUUGUGAUCCCUGUGAUCUACAUCAACCACCCACUGUUCUUGCAGUUGUUGAAAGAAGCUGAAGAGGAAUACGGGUUUGAUCAGAAAGGCCCCAUUACCAUUCCCUGCCACGUGGAACAGUUCCGUACCGUCCAAGGCAUCAUUGACAGGGAGAAGUGUUUCCAUCAUCACCAUGCUUGGUGCUUUAAAGUUUGAUUCAAAUUCAAUUCAUCAAGCAAAUUAAAACUAUGUACAUGUCAUGUGUUUAUUUUUUUCUAUUUUUGUUUUUUCUUUCAAUUUUCCACAACACCUAGAAUUUGGUGUUGG